UCUGGACUACUUUCAGUUUGUUUAUGUGAUGCGAAUUUAAUAACUUAUUUUAACAAUAUACAUCACACCACUCUCUUAAUGUCAUACAACCAUUUUCCACUGAAAUAAAAACUAAACAAAUAAGUGAUAGUAUACAAUGGCUCUGCAACUAGUUAAAUUACUAGAGACUUAUAGAGGACGUGAUAGAGUGAUGAGAUUAGGUACCUAUAUAGCAAUGUUAAUUGGUGGAUCAGGUAAUUCACCAUUCAACACUAAAUUUAACAUUAUUGCUCAAGAAUUCAAUGGUUGUCGAACUGUUUUACGUCUUUUUGAUGAUUUGUCCAUGGCAGCAGUUAAUCUCAAGUUUUAUUAUGGUGAAAAGGACAAGAAUCCUAUAUUACGUAUUUUAGAUAUGAUGACCAACACAUUGUAUCAGUCCUACUAUAUAGUAGAACAUAUAGCUUGGUUUGCUGAUAAAAAGGUUAUUAAUAGAAGCUCAACUCUAUGGUGGGUGAUAUGUAUUGCCAUUUGGGCUAUAUCCUUGAUUCUGGAGAUUAGCAAAGCUGUUGUAAAGCUGAUGAAUAAUAAAAAAUCACAAGCUCAAUUAAGAAAACAGAAAUAUUUAGAUAAAGAUGAAAAAGGGACAGUUUCAGAACAGAAUCAAGAAAUAAAUGAUAGAUUGAAGGCUUUAAAGACAGAAGAAUAUGGACAUGUUUUAUUAAUUAUACAAUCUGCUGCUGAUUUGCUCAAUGCUAUCAACUGGUUACCACCUGGUGUAUUGUGGGCAG
Messenger RNA from Lottia gigantea (owl limpet), 767 nucleotides. RefSeq lists its product as hypothetical. The transcript is spliced from 5 exons. The annotation marks the transcript as partial. The record is from RefSeq and is a predicted model, not a curated record. NCBI's taxonomy places the organism in Eukaryota, Metazoa, Mollusca, Gastropoda, Lottiidae. Gene Ontology annotation, biological process: peroxisome fission. Gene Ontology annotation, cellular component: peroxisomal membrane.